CAAAUGCAUAAAAAAAAUAAAUAGAAAUCAUCACGCAGUUAAAAAUCUUUGUGCGUUGGAGUAGAGGAAACAAUUCAAUCAUUAUUGGGCUUAAAAGUGCAACGACAUUAUUAUGAACUUAACGGAGCAGAAUCCGUAUGGCAAUGGCCUACUUUAUGCUGGAUUUAACCAGGACCAAGGAUGUUUUGCUUGUGCCACAGACACCGGGUUUCGAGUUUACAAUUGUGAUCCACUAAAAGAAAAGGAACGCCAAUACUUUCCCGAAGGUGGCCUCAGCCAUGUUGAGAUGCUCUUUCGCUGCAAUUAUCUKGCGCUUGUCGGYGGCGGGAUUCGGCCGCUGUAUCCGCCCAAUAAGGUGAUUGUCUGGGAUGAUCUCAAGAAAUCACCGGCAAUAUCUCUGGACUUCAAUCAGCCGGUGCGAGCAGUGCGCCUGAGACGGGAUCGGAUUGUCGUCGUGCUGGAGGGCGUCAUUAAGGUGUACACAUUCACACARCAGCCACAGCAGCUGCAUGUGUUCGAGACCAGCGCCAAUCCGAACGGCCUGUGUGUCCUCUGUCCACACAGCAACAAAAGUUUACUCGCAUUCCCUGGCCGGCGUACCGGUCAUGUACAAAUCGUUGAUCUUGCCAAUACCGAACGAGCCCCAUUGGAGGUGAUUGCCCAUGAGGCGGCCAUCAGUUGCAUUGCACUGAAUUUGCAAGGCACUCGAUUGGCCACCGCCGGCGAGAAAGGCACAUUGAUACGCAUUUUUGAUACAGARAACGGGAAGAAGGUGUCCGAGCUGCGACGCGGCAGCAAUCAUGCAAACAUAUUUUGCAUCAACUUCAAUCAUCAGUCCACAAUGAUUGUUGUGGCCUCGGAUCAUGGCACCAUUCAUGUCUUCAAUUUGGAGGACAMCAAGCAACGUGAAUCAUCGCUUCCGAUGAUACCCAAGUAUUUUUCCAGUCAAUGGAGUUUCGUGAAGUUCUCCAUACCGCAGGGACCUCGCUGUAUAUGUGCCUUUGGUGCCGAUUCCAAUUCGGUUGUGGGUGAGUCUCAUUUCAGAUACACUUAA
Molecule: messenger RNA, 1054 nt
Organism: Drosophila arizonae
Lineage: Eukaryota; Metazoa; Arthropoda; Insecta; Diptera; Drosophilidae
Product: WD repeat domain phosphoinositide-interacting protein 3
Molecular function (GO): protein binding
Source: RefSeq, a predicted model, not a curated record